AGUUAAUAUAAUCUUGUGAUCGAAGCCUGCAUUUAAAAUUUUUGAUCUUUGAUCUUCUGUGUCAUACCUCUUUGUUAUUUUCAGGUAAAAAGUUAAAAUGAAAAUGGCUAACGGCAUCUGUAUCGGAUCUCAGGAAUUCUUCAAUCUCAAAGAAAUGAGACACAUCGUGAAAAAUCUGGACAAAAAUUCAAAAACCUAUGAUCAUAUUUUAGAUGCUAUUGGGAAAACACCAAUGGUGAAACUAUCCAAGAUACCAAAGGACGAAGGCUUGAAGUGUGACAUGUAUGCAAAAUGUGAAUUCGUGAAUCCUGGCGGUUCAGUGAAAGACCGCAUAGCUUAUAGAAUGGUUUUGGAUGCUGAGAAGAAGGGAAUAUUGAAACCUGGAAAAUCUGUGAUUGUUGAACCAACUUCUGGAAACACUGGAAUUGGACUAGCUUUAGCAGCGGCUGUGAGAGGCUACAGAUGUAUAAUUGUUUUACCGGAAAAGAUGUCAAAUGAGAAAGUGCUCACCUUGCAUGCUUUGGGAGCCGAGAUCAUCAGAACACCCACUGAAGUGGCGUGGGACUCCCCUGAGAGUAACAUCAUGGUCGCUAAACGCUUGUCCACAGAAAUCCCGAACGCUGUAUUGUUAGAUCAGUAUAACAACGCUAGCAAUCCGUUAGCCCAUUAUGACGGAACCGCUGAAGAGAUACUCUGGUCUCUGGAUAAUGAUGUCGACAUGGUGGUAUUGGGAGCGGGCACCUGUGGUACCAUAUCUGGAAUUGCUCACAAGAUUAAGGAAAAGUGCCCAAAAUGCGUGGUAGUUGGAGUAGACCCACACGGCUCCGUGCUGGCCCCACCAGAUAAACUUAAUGAAAAUGACGUAGAAAUAUAUGAGGUAGAAGGAAUCGGCUACGAUUUCUUACCACAAGCGUUAGAUCUUAAAAUAAUAGACAAAUGGAUAAAAACAGAGGACAAGUGGUCCUUCCAGAUGGCGAGAAGACUUAUCAAGGAGGAAGGACUGCUUUGCGGAGGUAGCAGUGGCGCCGCUAUGUGGGGUGCCAUACAAGCAGCGAAGUCUUUAGUGGCGGGUCAGAAAUGCGUGGUUCUAUUACCGGAUAACAUACGCAACUAUAUGACAAAAUUCCUCACUGACCAAUGGAUGGAGGUCCGCGGAUACAAAUCCAUCGAAAGUAAUGAUAAUUUAUGGUGGUGGAACAAACCUUUGACGGAAGGUUUAGUGCGUAUCACAAAGAAUAUACGUCAGAACAGCACAACUUCGGAGGCGAUAAAAGCUUUGAGGGAAAGUGACUCGUUAAUCGUCAAUAUCGUUAAUGACAAAGGUUCAAUCACUGGAAUAUUUAGUGGAGACAACGCUAGACGGAGACUGGCUCAUUUGUCAGGAUCCACAGAAGAGCCUCUUGAUAAAUUUACAGUAAAGAAGUUUUACAAAGUGGACCUCUCUGACAGUCCAACGCUGGGCUGUGUAUCGAGAAUACUGGAUAUAGCACCUUAUGUUGUGGUCGUCAAAUCAGAUGAGCAUCACGUUCAAAAACCGCUCGGCUACCUGACGUCUGAAGAUCUACUAGCAUGUAUCACAGAUAAAAACCACGAUCUGAAUGGAAAAUGAAAGAAGAUUAUAAUAUAUCUAUCAUUAAGAUUUAUUUCAAGUGAUAUUUAUUAAUCAGUAUCAUUUUAUUUUAACACAAAUUAUAUUCUAUACAUUAGUAUUUUAUUUUAACAUAAUAAUAAUAUGAAUAAUUUUUCUUGUCGUGAAAAUUGUAUGUUACAAGAUUUAAUAAUAAAACGGCUACUAUGUU
Molecule: messenger RNA, 1799 nt
Organism: Danaus plexippus (monarch butterfly)
Lineage: Eukaryota; Metazoa; Arthropoda; Insecta; Lepidoptera; Nymphalidae
Product: cystathionine beta-synthase-like
Exons: 10
Coding region: 98-1609 (503 amino acids)
Cellular component (GO): cytoplasm
Molecular function (GO): cystathionine beta-synthase activity; cysteine synthase activity
Source: RefSeq, a predicted model, not a curated record